GUCAGAUAGACAAUUGUGCUAUCAACAAAUACACUUUUGGCUCAGCGGUUUGUAUCUGUCAGAAGCCUACCUCUAACCUAACCUAAUUUAUUCAUUCAACUACUUGAUCCUAUCGUCAACCCGUUAGAUACCUGGUAUUUUCACCUGGAUCAUGUCAGUUAACGCUACAACUCUAGAUACAACUCUAGAUACAAUACGCUUCUGCAACUUAUGCAACAAGCCGAUAUCUACAGAAUCUGCUUACAAGCGUCACGUUGCCUAUUGCCGCAGAACUCAGGAUCGCCCCAAGAAGCGACGUCGCUCUUGUAGGGAAUGCCACUCUGCAAAAGCAAAAUGUAGUUUCGAGACCGAGUGCGCGCGAUGCAAAGCUAGAGGUCUAGAUUGUGUCUACGAGGCACCUCACACUCCUUCUGGUGUCGUUAGCACUAACACAAGCAGCUGGUGCCAUAGUGUAUCUGGCUCAUCCGGUGAUUACAGCAAUGUGCCAUACAAUUCGCUCACAUACCCUUUUGGCUCAUCCACGAGCCUUGAGUUGCCUGCCACAUCGCCUCGGUCCUUAACCGAGCUUCGCGCUGACCCCAUUGCUAGACAUAGUGCCAAAUUCAUCUUAGAGACCAUGCGAGGGCUACCCCUUACGAUGCUCGAUAGAGAGAGCUUCUCGUGGUAUUGUCACGGCUACUGGUUUCUGCCGGAGCUCCCUCGUGAUAUUGCGAAAUGCUCAGCCAUAGCAAACUUAUACAACAAGCGCCAAGGUUCCGAGAAAGAAUCCGUAUGGUCUAUGAUAGAUGAGGAAAAUCGAGAGCUUCUCCGCAUUCUACCGUCAUGCCCGUUCAAUGAUCUCGCUACGUCGAUGCGCGCGCAGAUUAUAUACAUGCUCAUGUAUGCUUUAGAUAAUAAUGUCUCAUCGGAAGUUCCUGAAAUUCGUCUGCAGAUGCUUAUGACGUUUAACUUUUAUGGGCAAAGGGCCAGUGGGUUUGAUGCGAUGGUAUGGUUCCCUGUCAGCGACCUCGACAACCCGGAUGUGGCAUGGGAAGACUGGGUUUAUAUCGAGUCACGUCGAAGGUGUGCUCUCACUUGGUUCCUCUUGAGUCGUGUAAUAGAUCUUAAAUUUGGCGUCAUGUGUCCCACCAUUAGCAAUUACCGUGCACUCCCGCUUCCUUGCUCCCAGUCACUCUGGAGUGCUAAGACACGGUCUGAGUGGGAAAACGCUCGCAUAUCCCAUCUUAAGCAGUAUAAGUCCUCUUUACGGACCUUUGGAGAUCUAAUAGACGCUCGGUUGAGUCCCGAUAACUCAGAACGCGGCCGGGACCUGAAUAGAUGGUACGCCAACUGCGACAAGCUGGGACUUCUUCUCGCACUGGCCACCACUAUGGUAUAA
Messenger RNA from Daldinia caldariorum, 1378 nucleotides. RefSeq lists its product as uncharacterized. Gene Ontology annotation, biological process: DNA-templated transcription; regulation of DNA-templated transcription. Bases 152 to 1378 code for a protein of 408 amino acids. The record is from RefSeq and is a predicted model, not a curated record. NCBI's taxonomy places the organism in Eukaryota, Fungi, Ascomycota, Sordariomycetes, Xylariales, Hypoxylaceae. The transcript is spliced from 4 exons. Gene Ontology annotation, molecular function: DNA-binding transcription factor activity, RNA polymerase II-specific; zinc ion binding; DNA binding.